Messenger RNA from Ruditapes philippinarum (Manila clam), 521 nucleotides. RefSeq lists its product as uncharacterized. The coding region runs from base 184 to 504 and encodes 106 amino acids. The transcript has 2 exons. Lineage: Eukaryota; Metazoa; Mollusca; Bivalvia; Venerida; Veneridae. The record is from RefSeq and is a predicted model, not a curated record.
UAAAACGACACGAUCACGCAUAAAACAUGUUUACAGUUAAACCAGGACACAAUUAAGUGAACGCUUAAAGUAUACACUAUCAUCUCACUAACAAGUCAUUUGUUUAAAAUUUAAAAAAUAAAAAUACACCAAAUCUCACCAAAUCUUUUAUUAGAAAAGAUUCGUUUGAAUAAUAAAUCUGAAAUGUUGUUUGUGAGCAGAUGGAUUUUUGCGCUGUUUAUAGUUUUCCAAGGUACAACAUUAUCUGCUAUAAUAGAAGUUUCAGAGGACCAAGAAGUGACCAUCACAUGCCCAUUAAAUGUUCAAUACCCAACCUGGACUGGGCCUGACGGAUUGGCUAACCCAAUAAAUAAUGGACAUACAAUCAAUGAACCAGGCAUUUCAUGGGUAAAUAGCAAAGAUCUGAAGAUAGAUAAGACCAUGUUAAAGCACGAUGGUAACUAUAUAUGCUCUGAUUACAGUGGUGACAGAAAAACCGUGGAAGUUGAUGUACAGUGUACGUAAUUCUACGAAAUCCCUAA